Nematostella vectensis (starlet sea anemone) is the source of this 1860-nucleotide messenger RNA. Its product is annotated as tyramine receptor 1. Gene Ontology annotation, molecular function: G protein-coupled receptor activity. Gene Ontology annotation, biological process: G protein-coupled receptor signaling pathway. The record is from RefSeq and is a predicted model, not a curated record. The transcript has a single exon. Bases 202 to 1218 code for a protein of 338 amino acids. Gene Ontology annotation, cellular component: membrane. Lineage: Eukaryota; Metazoa; Cnidaria; Anthozoa; Actiniaria; Edwardsiidae.
CGCACAUUAUAACCGCGCUAACUAAACGUGAUGUGAUUGACACAAGUACUUUUCGGCGUUUUCAUUAACAAUUUGUCACCUACAAAUAUCUGACAACAUUUGAUUAAUUCGUCCAGAAAGACAAUUCUAUUACUGUUGACGGCACACAAGAAAAAGAUAAGAGUUGCACUUACGCGCCUCACUAUAAUUUGAUCAUCCGCAAUGUCCUACUACAUGUUUUACGAUGGCUAUUUCCUCACAGCAAGCUUGCCUCUAGCGAUACUCUUCAUAGUCUUUGGUUUGUUCACCGUUGUGGGUAAUAUUAUGGUUUGUGCUGUCUUUAUACGCGAUCCAGGGCGUAAUCUGAGAAGAAUAUCGAACUACUUUGUGGUGAAUCUUGCUUUAGCAGAUAUUCUGGUUGGGGUGACCGUUGAACCGAUAAACGCCGCGAGUUAUUGGUUGAACAGAAACGACAUUUUGUUCGCGUACUACAUUUUCGCAGUGCUUUCCUGUGUGUGUUCUAUAGUGAACAUUUGCGCGCUAAUGGUGGACAGGUAUAUAGCGGUGAGUCGCGCAUUCAGAUACCGCACAAUUGUCACUUCAUUCCGCGUAAGAAUUUCUCUGGUCGCCAUCUGGGCUUUCGCGCUUCAUUUUGCUCUUCUACCAAUAAUCGGUUGGCGCUCCGCCAGCUACCAAGUGUACUUAUACGCACUGGGAGUUCUUUCACCGACAUUGGUGAUGUUGCUAUCGUUUUAUGGCUUGCGGCGAAUACUCAAGAAACAAGUUGAGGACUUGAAGUCUUUAUCUAACGCUACAGAAACGGCGUACACCCGGCGGGGUGUGGAGAGAGAGAAGCGUGUCUCAACAACAGUCUUCAUCAUGCUUGUGGUGUUCUUAAUUUCGUGGUUUCCAUUUGUAAUAGUGGACUUCUUAUUGGUGUUUGGGUCAACUAGCCAAGACCCUAGGGUUCGUUUGGCCAGGGACAUCACUUUAUCCCUGGGUUUCUUCUCUUCAGGCAUAAACCCUGUUCUUUACGCGUGGAGAAUUCCAGAUUUUCGUAGGGGGCUGAUGCUGUUAUUUGGUUGUAAAAGAUUCAGAAGAGUUCACAACACUGGGAAUUCGGACACUGACCAAACUCAAUUUAGUGUUGGGCGAACAAGGUUUAUUACUGUUAAGAACUUUUCAGGCAAUUCUGGGGAUAGUAGUGUCAGGUGCAUCGGAUUUAGCAAUGUGAAGUAGCUUGACCCAAGCAGACCGCCCCCGGGAGACCUGCACUACUUCAUUCGCGAUAAGACACUUUUUUGGGCCAUAAAAUUGGUCUUUUGGGGCAAGAAAUGUUAAUUGCUUACUCUAACUCAAAGCGACAAAAGGAAGAUAUCCUUCUUAGCACCUCUACUUUCGGGAUAAUUGAGUCUUUUUUUUUAAUUAAGACGUCUAUGACGUGAAGGACAAUGUGAUGAUAAACGUUUAGCCGGUUACACAAUUGAGGUAUUGAAAAGGGUUUAGCGCCAAUCAAUUAAAGAGUUUCUCUUUCUUCGCGUUUAACUGUGAACACAGUGGUCUUGAAACGCGAUGACGUGAAAGGGUAAAUUUUAAAAACUGAAACAAACCGCUAUGUGUGCUAAAAAAGCUCUUAUUACCACGGCUUGCAAAGACAGGAAUUGUGAACAAAAGUGCUAAACAGAACGGCGACGGCAGAGAACAAUGAAGAAUGUUUGAAAAAAAUCUUAAUUUCCUUUCAUUAAUUCUGUCUGAAAGAUUUCAACAUUAUUCCAUCGACUUUCGUAGGAAAAACUACGGGGAAAGUUUCAUGCGAUGACAUAGACCUUAGCACUGUAAACUCGCUUAUCCUUGAAAUAAAGUUUACAAUUAUUUUCUUUA